Messenger RNA from Cyclopterus lumpus (lumpfish), 2132 nucleotides. It is a transcript of the gene siae, whose product is annotated as sialic acid acetylesterase. The coding region runs from base 159 to 1715 and encodes 518 amino acids. The record is from RefSeq and is a predicted model, not a curated record. Gene Ontology annotation, molecular function: sialate O-acetylesterase activity. Gene Ontology annotation, biological process: carbohydrate metabolic process. NCBI's taxonomy places the organism in Eukaryota, Metazoa, Chordata, Actinopteri, Perciformes, Cyclopteridae. The transcript is spliced from 10 exons.
AAAAUCCGCAGUCAGCUGGUGAGGUCUAACGAGCGGUAAAGAUUUGAUCCAGUCGGUUAUAAACCAGGCUGCCCGCCGGGUAACAGGGUCACUUAGCUUUAGAGCUAACUCACGUGAACUUUGUGCGAAUAAAGUGUUCCAGCUUUUGUCUCCUCGUCAUGGCGACACCGCUGUGUGUUGUCUUCAUCCUGGUUGUGUCUAUUCGCUCCUGCGAGGGGGACCUGCGCUUUGCCUCCUACUAUGGAGACCACAUGGUGCUGCAGAAGUCUCCAGAGCGCGCUGUGCUGUGGGGUCACGGCCCCGAGGGGGCUCAGGUGACCCUCACCUUGUCGGGACCAUCGAAACAGAACGCCUCCGUGGUCACCGUGAAAAAGGGUAUCUGGCGUGUCACCCUUGACCCGGUUGAAGCUGGCGGCCCCUACAAUGUGACGGCAGCCGCUCCGAACUGCGCAGCCGCUCUGACUGAUGUGCUGUUUGGAGAUAUUUGGCUGUGUGGAGGGCAGAGCAACAUGUGGUUACAAACGUCUAAGAUUUUUAAUGCGUCAGAGGAGCUGGACUUUUCAGCAAAGUAUCCUCAUGUGAGGAUUUUUAUGGCAGCCUUGAACCUGAGUGAAACUGAGCAGACUGAUUUGAUUCAAGUGGAAAUUCCCUGGUCUAUGCCGCCAGCAAAUGUGGCAGAGUUCUCUGCAGUGUGCUGGCUCUUUGGCCGCUACUUGUAUGAGACGCUGCAGUACCCCAUAGGACUGGUGGAGUCCUGUUGGGGGGGCACACCUGUCGAAGCCUGGUCCUCUUCAAGAGCACUGCAGCGGUGCGGACUGUAUCGAACUAACAACAGUAAGGACCAUGAAAGCUUCGCUGACACUUACUGCAAGGAUUGCUCAUUACAAACUACCGGUCCUAAAGAGAAUUCGGUCUUGUGGAAUGCAAUGAUUCACCCGCUGCUCAACAUGACCAUCAAAGGAGCCAUCUGGUACCAAGGUGAGGCGAAUGCAGUGUAUCACCAAGAGACGUACAACUGUUCCUUCCCAGCGAUGAUUGAUGACUGGAGGGUGGCGUUCCACCUGGGCUCGGGGGGGCAGACGGCGCUCGACUUCCCCUUUGGAUUUGUUCAGCUGUCCACCUACGAAAAAGGCUCCAAGAGUGACGCUUUUCCAAACAUCCGCUGGCACCAGACGGCCGACCACGGCUUUGUCCCCAAUUCCCGGAUGGAGAAAACCUUCAUGGCCGUGGCUUUGGAUUUACCGGAUGCAAAAUCACCUUUUGGCUCGAUCCAUCCACGGGACAAGCAGGAUGUAGCCCACAGACUGAUACUGGGCGCUAUGGCAGUGGCUUAUAAUGAGAAGAACGUGUCCUUCCGCGGUCCUUUCCCCAAGGAAAUCAUUGCGUCGGCUCCAAUGUCCGUCAACAUCACCUACGACCAGGAAGUCUCUGUCUCGCCAUCCAAAGACAUCUUUGAGAUCUGUUGCUCAGGGGAUCAGACUCCAGGAGGGCCUGAGUCUCGCUGGGUUGCAGCUCCCAUCAUGCACUGGGGUGCGACCACUGUCCAGUUAUCUACCAGUUUGUGUCCACUUCCUGAUAAAGUAUCUGCCGUCCGAUAUGCAUGGAGAGACUGGCCGUGUGACUUUAAAGCCUGUCCCAUCUACAGCACCAGCGGGAGUUUACCUGCGCCUCCUUUUGACAAACCGGUCUCCAGCCAAAGGAAACCAGGAGUUUGAGGAAGACUAAGUGAUGGAAAAACGGUCUCGACAAUCAAGUUGGGUAGUAAUAAGUAAGUCAGAGUGGGGCAGUGCCAGAGCCCACAGAUUAAGCAAAAAGUACCCUCUGCAAUUCAUAGACCCUGAAUACGAACCGUAACAUUUCACCUCUUCUUUACCAGAGUGGUUAGUUUUCCUGGAGCUUCAGAAUGCGAAUAAUACUAAAAGAGUAGAAAGUUCAGGGAUUAUCAGUCUGUUUGAUAAAGUGCAUGUUUAUAUUUUUGAUGACAUUGUUUAUCCAGUGGACAACUAUGCUGUUGCAAAUAAUUGCUGCACUGUAGAAAACAUGACUGAUGUUUUAUUUGAAUGAAACUCAAGUUUACAACACGUGGAUCUUUGUAACUGAACAAAAUUUGCACAAAUAAAUGAUUAAAACGA